Molecule: messenger RNA, 1672 nt
Organism: Rhinichthys klamathensis goyatoka
Lineage: Eukaryota; Metazoa; Chordata; Actinopteri; Cypriniformes; Leuciscidae
Gene: tacr1a
Product: tachykinin receptor 1a
Exons: 5
Coding region: 336-1616 (426 amino acids)
Biological process (GO): G protein-coupled receptor signaling pathway; positive regulation of flagellated sperm motility
Cellular component (GO): sperm midpiece; plasma membrane
Molecular function (GO): substance P receptor activity
Source: RefSeq, a predicted model, not a curated record
UUGGCACGCGCUGCGCACUUGGCAGUGACGCUCAGAGGAGUGAGGUGUGUGUAACCAAGAGCUAAAAUUGGUUUCGUGAUGAGGAAAAGUGAAGGAACAAGCCGUUGCUAUCUGUUCUCCUGUCUUGUUUGAAGGAGCACAGGGAUCAUCUCCCCUUAUCAGAGAAGACAAUUGAAGAAUACUGUUCGGAACACCUUUUGCGCAAUAAACUCAACAAUUUGACCUUUUUUUUUCUCGAAAGGGAACAUGGUCGAUUGAACAUUAAUAGCCUACGACAUCCAGCAUAAAAGAAAAGAUACAAUAUUUAAAUCGCACUUAACAUUUUCCCGAUAGGAAUGGAUUCGCUCAUCACUUCCAAUGACUUCCAAAGUAACUGGACAAACAACUCGAUAGCACAAAAUGAAACCGAGAUAUACUGGAACCAGUUUGUGCAACCUGCUUGGAGGAUAGUGCUCUGGGCAGUAGCUUACAGCACAAUUGUCAUUGUCUCCGUGGUGGGCAAUAUUACGGUAAUAUGGAUCAUUUUGGCGCACAAACGAAUGAGAACCGUGACGAACUAUUUCCUUGUGAACUUGGCGUUCGCUGAAGCGUCAAUGUCGGCAUUCAACACCGUUAUAAACUUUGUUUACUCCGUGCACAACGAGUGGUAUUUCGGACUCUAUUACUGCCGAUUCCACAACUUCUUUCCUAUAGCCGCCGUCUUCGCUUCCAUAUAUUCAAUGAGCGCGAUUGCGCUCGACAGAUAUAUGGCCAUCAUUCAUCCCCUGAAGCAGAGGAUGUCUGCAACACAGACCAAGGUGGUCAUCGGGGUCAUCUGGGUUCUGGCUUUUCUGCUGGCCUUCCCCCAGUAUUACUACUCUGACACGGACCAGCUGCCGGGCAGGGUGGUCUGCUACAUCGACUGGCCUGAGUACACUCUCCUGGACUUCAAAAAGAUGUACUUUGUGUGUGUAGCAGUGCUGAUUUACUUCCUCCCUCUCCUGGUGAUGGGCUGUGCUUACCUGGUGGUGGGUUUGACUCUGUGGGCCAGUGAGAUCCCAGGAGAUUCGUCUGACCGUUACCAAGAGCAGCUGAAUGCCAAACGCAAGGUGGUGAAGAUGAUGAUUGUGGUGGUAUGUACGUUCGCUGUUUGCUGGCUCCCCUAUCAUGUCUAUUUCCUGAUUUACCAGUUCUACCCGCACCUGUUUGAGCAUCCCUUCAUUCAGCAGGUCUAUCUGACUAUUAUGUGGCUGGCAAUGAGCUCCACUAUGUACAAUCCCAUUAUCUACUGCUGCCUCAAUGACAGGUUCCGUGCCGGAUUUAAGCAAGCAUUCCGCUGCUGUCCAUGCGUCCCCGAGGGAUCCUACGAGGGCCUAGAGCUCAAGUCCACCCGGUACCUUCAAACCCAGACCAGUUUGUACAGGGCCAGUCGAAUGGAGAGCACCGUGUCCUGCGUGACGCAGCCAUGUGAAGAUGGCCACAAGGUUACCUUUGGGAGCAUCAGAGCGGCUGCUGGGAGGCCGGCAACUCACAGCCCUUCCAGGGAGUUCACCUCCAAUGGCUCGUCCUCUCGCAGUAUUUCCAAGACCGUGUCGGAGACCUCCAGCUUCUACUCCAGUAAUAACCUACAGGAAUAAGAGCACAGAAACACAAGAGUCAAGCAGGACGAAUGUCGCCAUCUUUUGCGGAGAUG